AUGUCUAAAGAUAUAAAUGACGAUAGAGAUAACAAAAAGAAGAAGAAGAGUGAAUCAUCACUACCAUUCAAGGGUAUUAUAAAUAGUUAUUAUCUUCGAACAAAGAUAUUCAAUCAUGUCAACCAUAUUCAUCAAGCAAUAGUUGAUAGUUUCGAUGGACGUAAACAUCUAUAUUUGAAACCGAUAUUGAUAGUAAAAAUACCUCAAGUGAUAUCAUUACAAGAGUUUAUUAGAAUCAAUAGAACUGACUUGUUUAUUGAUCAUUUCGAUAGAGUAUAUGAUACAAUCAAGCAUUGUUGUAAAGAUGGUGAUGAUGAUGGUGUUGUCAAAUUGGAUCACGAUACUGUAUUCAAAGAUUUAUUGGAUGUGAUAGUAGAGAGAGAUGAUUCGAUUGCAUUGGAUUUCAUGUUGAAUAGAUUCUCGUUUACUAUUCAAACCAUUAUGCUAUCUACUUAUCGCCACCGUCAGACACUAUCGAUAGAAGUGUAUAAAGUAUUGAAGCUAUACGACUAUCUUACUGCCCCUGACAUUGAUUAUUAUUCAUCAAGAUACAUCGAGAGUCUGUUGCGUUGUCUCAUCAACUCUGGUGACACUGCAAUGUUUGACCAGUUUUGUAUAGAUACAAAUUGUCUUGAUGCAAUCAAGUCACAAAGAAUUAGUGGAUAUGAAAGUAGAGAUAUAUUUAUAAAUAUAAUCAACAAACUAAAUAACAAUAACAACAACAACAACUAUCCAUCUAAUAAUAAUAAUAAUAAUAAUAAUAAUAAUAAUAAUAAUAAUAAUAAUAAUAAUAAUAAUAAUAAUAAUAAUAAUAAUAAUAAUAAUAAUAAUAAUAAUAAUAAUAAUAAUAAUAAUAAUAAUAAUAGUAUAAUAAUUCAUAUGGCCGAAAGAUUAUUAAAUCUUGGAAUAGAUUUAAGAAAACUAUUAUUUGUUGGUGCAUUGGAGUGUUCAAAUAAUCAAGAGAUAUUAAAAUGGAUAAAGAAUAGUUUUGAUAGUUUCGAUCAGUUUGUCGACUUUUAUCAUCAAUCAAAUCUAGAUAUUGAGAGUUUUGCAUCAAUGGAUACUCUCAAGUUGAUUGAUUACCGAGAACCAAAAAGCAACCUUCAACAAGGGUGGGCAUCAUCUGUUGGUAAUUUAGAUUACCUCAGAUAUAUGGUGAACCAUAAUGACCAAUAUCUAUUUAAAAUGUCACACCUCGAAACGGCGUUGGAUAGAGGACACUUGGAAUGCGCCAAUUUUUUAAUUGAUGCCGUUUCUCGAUAUCCAAGACGCGACAAAACUGCUCGAUGUGGCUCUAUACAUCCAUCGAUCAUGUCAUUGGAUCUCGUUCAACGCUUGGUCAAUCAUCCAAACAUCGAGAUAAACAAUUCUCAGCUGAUCCCUUCAUUAAUCAACAGACCAGACAUUCUAGAGUACAUUCUUUCACUCGAUUCAUUUUCUUCUGCCUAUAUUGAACCCUCCCAUCUCUUCCAUAACCCCAUUUCCGCCCAAUUAUUGCUUAAUCGUCCCCAAUUCAACCAACCUACUCGGUAUAUGGGUUUUAUGCAGCAAAUACCCAAGCUCCAAAAACAAGCACUAGAGUUGUUCUAUUUGCGAGGCCAUUCACUUGAAUUAGUGGAUGAAGACCAAAUGAUGAUGGUUGCACCCAGGUGGGACGGAACUCCGGUAGAUAUAGAAGUUCUCCAAUUGAUUAUCAAACACGAAUCAAUCAAGAGUAUAUCACCAUGGGUUAUUAUGACAAGAUACGGCCAAUACGAUGACCAUAUCGAGUUGUUAAAGGAUGCAAUAGUUGCACAGUUGGACAGAGACGAACCAAAUCUCAUCAAAGACAUCAUUAUUCAAGUAUUCAAUGAUGCAUGUAAGAAUGGAUUGAUCAAAGUUGUCGAAUGUUUUAGUCAUUACACUGGUUCUUUUGUGUUGUUUGGAAGUCGAGGAUUUGAAAUAGCUCUUGAAAACAAUCAAAUUCAAGUUGCAAAGUAUUUGGGUCAAGAACUAGUUAAAAUCUUUUCAACAACUAUUGAUACAAAGGAAUCAAAGAGAAGAGUGGGCUUUUCGAAAUAUAACAAUACCAAGGGACCAAUACAGAUAGUGGACCUUCCAUUAAUACUUUCAGUAUUAAACAGAGUAGAGGAUGAUCAAGUUUUCGAAUAUUUUUGGAAUCUUUUCAAAGCACUGACAACAGAUUCUGAACUUGUCUCUCGUACUAUUGGAUCACCAUCACAAAAUCGCACAAACAACCGACAUUUAACAAUUGUUAGAUUGGAUCGAAUGAUUAAACAUUAUGGUCAAUAUUAUAAUGGCUGUGAAAGAGAUGAAUAUCAAAUGAAACCAUUGACAUUAUCAUAUGGAUAUCAAGCAGUAGUAAUCAAUCACAUCAUCACAAAAUAUCAAAAUGAUACAACAGUCAACCAAUUUAUCGAUAUUGAAUCAUUUGAUUAUAAUGAAUAUUAUAAAUAUAUAAUAUAUAAUUUACAUCAAUGUUUGAUUCCCAUAUAA
Molecule: messenger RNA, 2496 nt
Organism: Cavenderia fasciculata
Lineage: Eukaryota; Evosea; Eumycetozoa; Acytosteliales; Cavenderiaceae
Exons: 2
Coding region: 1-2496 (831 amino acids)
Source: RefSeq, a predicted model, not a curated record